This is a messenger RNA of Trichophyton rubrum CBS 118892, 543 nucleotides long. RefSeq lists its product as uncharacterized. NCBI's taxonomy places the organism in Eukaryota, Fungi, Ascomycota, Eurotiomycetes, Onygenales, Arthrodermataceae. The record is from RefSeq and is a predicted model, not a curated record. The coding region runs from base 1 to 543 and encodes 180 amino acids. The transcript has a single exon.
AUGCUCAUCCUCCGUAUGCGACGUAAGAAGAGUAGACGAGCUGACAUUUGCGCCCUCAUCAGAGCUCACGGUCGACGUGGUGUUCGAGUCCUCCUCGUCUUGCAAAGAGUCGCGGUUGGUGUUGCGGAUGUUUAUGUCGUCGUCGUCGACUUGAGCCUCAACCGCAACCUCAACCUCAACUUCACCUGCGCCUUUGCCUUCGCCUUCGCCUUGACCUUCGCCAACUCCAGCCUCGACAUCGCCGGGACGUCUCACUAUAACCGUUUCGCUGAUGCUCGUGACACUGUCUCGCCUCGACGGCAGGUUGGUCGCCAGCGGACAGACGGACGAGUCAAUGGACCGCUGUCUGUAGCCUUCUGUCGCCUGCACGAUCGAGUACGCCUCCAGCACUGCCAGGUGCCUCUUGUCGACCGGCCCGCGGUACUUUGGCCGCGGAAUCUCGUGUGGCUUGUACAGCUCGAUCUUGGGCCAGGGUUCCUCUAUUUUGCUUUUCCGAUUCGAUGUCCGUGGGGACAGCGUCUUGAUGAUGCUUGCGCGGAAUGA